This is a messenger RNA of Nylanderia fulva, 1716 nucleotides long. RefSeq names its product oogenesis-related protein sosie (gene sosie). NCBI's taxonomy places the organism in Eukaryota, Metazoa, Arthropoda, Insecta, Hymenoptera, Formicidae. The record is from RefSeq and is a predicted model, not a curated record.
AAUAAUUUUUUUUCAUUGACUAAUAUAAAUGAUCAAAUAUUUGAUUCGACGUAUAUAUAUUUUAAUGAAAAAAAUAGCGGCAUUUUUAUAAGUUGUUUUUCACAUGCGCCAUCAGCAUGAAGCAAAUUUUUUAAAUCAAUCUCGUGUAACUGCGAAAUAUACGCUACAUCAUAAAAAGAUUAAAUCAAAUUUUUUCGAAUUGACUAGAAAACCUUAAAAGAUUGUUGAUACGAUCAGAAGAUAAUUACAAAAGUUAUUCGAGAUAAAUGACUUUCUCGAAAAUGAAAACAUUGGUAUUAGACACGUUUUUAUUGACUGUUCAAUUUUACGUAUAAUUUAGUAAAGAUUACUAAAUUCCACCACUAAUGUAUGAGGAUCUAUAUUAAGACUAGAUGGCAGAUGAUAACGAUGCAGAGCAGAGAAUACUUUGGAGGGUUGUUCUCUGCUUGCGUUCCGAAAAGGAGUUAGGCUCCAUGUGUUGGAUUCUCAUAAAUUUUGGUGGUAGUAACAGUUCGGUAACAGAACACAGUCACACCUAAUCGCGUCUUUCGUGGCGAUCGAAGUUCAGCCGGCCAGCUUCGUAUUCAGAUUCUCGAAGAAGGUGGUAAAGUAACCACCUUAUGGUAGAGCAUUUUCUGCUUUAGUGGUGGCAGCACGGAGGGCAGUUUCGUAGUGGGGGUACUUUGAAGGCUUAAAAGGUCUUCCAACGUCCUUGUAACACGCAGUCUUGGAAUCAAACAUACUUGUAUUUCGUGUAAGUGGAUCGAAAGUGCGAGAAGUAUUUUUACUUAAAAGUUAGCCGCCGUUGAUUCAGACUUCCAUUAAAGUGAUCCUGUUUAUGGUCGAGAUUAAUUUGUUAGAAAAUUAAGAAAUUAAAGAAAAAAGCCGAAUGGAAUAAAAGUUUAUGUAGAAAAGGAAGUGAUUUUUCUCUUCGUGAGUUAUCUUUUUUCUAGAGUCCGUAUUUGUGAUUUGUGACUAUAAGUGAUAAUAAUUCAAUUAUUUGUAUAACGAGUGACAGACCAUGAAAGACGAAAUGGUUGUCCGAAUAAUUAUAUCUGUUCUACUGGUCGUAUCAAUAUUUUCACCACUGUCCUGUGCUCUUACUACUUUUGGAAAGACCAAUCCACAGAAUCAAAAUCCAAAUCCACCACCGCCGCCAACACCAAUUGGCAAAGCACGCGAAUGCAAGAUAAAAAGUGAUUGUGAUGGAAUUCAAAAUACAACAUGUAUGGCAGAUCCCCGAGAUGGAAGAACCCGAUGUCUAUGCGGCGAUUAUUCAGCACCACUUAAUGGUGCCUGCACUAAUAAAUUCAAAGCGCUUCAUGCAUCCUGCAAUGAUGAUGGAGAAUGCAUAGAAGAUGCUCACUGCGUUAUCCAAAACAGUUCUUUAGGAAGACGAUGUUAUUGUCAAGAUGGAUUUGUUCAAGAAACACCAUUAUUUUGUAAUGGUUGCUCAUCGAUCUUUACGUUGCAUACGAUGAUUUUUCUGGCUACUUCGCUUAUACUUGGAAGACUUAACUAUAUCUAAAUCUUCAAGCUUUAAAAAAUUAUCUUGUCAAUUCCUGAACCUGUAUGAUAACCUACGGUAGAGAAAUAACAAUUCUUCGAAUUAAAUUAUGAAUCCGAUUUUACGCGAACAUAUGCUAGAUUAUACACUUAUUUAUAAGAAUAUCAUUAAUCUCAUUAAUUUAAUAAAGCAUUUAAGUAUAAUAUAUA